AUGAAUUAAAAAGAAAGGCAUCCCAAAGACGAAGAUGAUGACUUCACUCUUAAUACUUCCAGUGCUGAACCAUUAGAAUUGGAUGAUCAAUACACAAAGCCAAAGUCGAUAUGUUGGGGAAGAUGUCAUCCAAUGAUGUUUAGGAAAGGCAAUCCUGCUGUUGUUAUUGGACCACAUUGUACUUGAUAAUCUAAGCUAGGGCCCUUGUUUAUUUGUGCAUUUCUUUUAUUCUUCUUUAUUGGAUGUCUCUUUAUUUUCCUUAGGGCCAAUGAUGAUCCAUUAAUAUUUUAUACUACUCUUCUUGUUGGUAUUAAUCAAUGUGUCAGUUACUUAAUUGUAUCAUUAAUCAAUCCUGGAAUUGCAAAUGUAGAGAGAAUCGAUAUUGAAAAGAAUCAAUAAAACAAUCAAAAAACUUGGUAACUUGUAUUUUUAUUAUGAAAAGGUAUUGUAAAGUGUGCAAAUUGAUCCAAGUCAAAGAAACGCAGCAUUGUUUAGAUUGUGAUAUUUGUAUUUAAGAAUAUGAUCAUCAUUGUCCUUGGACUGGCAAAUGCAUUGGCAAAGGCAACAUUAAAUAGUUUUAUUAUUUUAUCUUAAGUACUAUUGUAUUUACGAUUUUUAACCUUGUUUUAAUUAUACUAAAAUUUAAAGAAUAAGAAGCUAAAGCAAAAAAAUAAUGA
This is a messenger RNA of Paramecium octaurelia, 677 nucleotides long. The record is from the annotation of a GenBank genome assembly. NCBI's taxonomy places the organism in Eukaryota, Ciliophora, Oligohymenophorea, Peniculida, Parameciidae.